Molecule: messenger RNA, 2221 nt
Organism: Aspergillus saccharolyticus JOP 1030-1
Lineage: Eukaryota; Fungi; Ascomycota; Eurotiomycetes; Eurotiales; Aspergillaceae
Product: serine/threonine-protein kinase
Exons: 1
Coding region: 193-2115 (640 amino acids)
Biological process (GO): protein phosphorylation; microtubule cytoskeleton organization; intracellular signal transduction
Cellular component (GO): cytoplasm
Molecular function (GO): protein serine/threonine kinase activity; tau-protein kinase activity; ATP binding
Source: RefSeq, a predicted model, not a curated record
ACCUCUCCCCACUUCGUCUCAUUUCUUUCUCCUCUUUCAUGCUUCGACUUUCCCAAACUUCCUUCACAUCAUUCUCUUCUAGAGAUAGAAACUCUUCUCUUCAACCUCUUAACUCUUCUCUUCAACCUCUUCCUUUGAUUCUUAUCUUCUUUUCAUAGAAUCUUCCCGCACUCCUUGCGUGUGCGAAGGGGCAUGGCUCAGACGGGAAGACCCAACACACUGGCAGGGUUGAAGCUUGAGACGUCUUUUCAACAUCCACCUCGACCCCGAUGGCGGGGUGAGGUUGAAGGCGGAGGAGCGACGGAUGGCGAUCGUACAAACAUCUUUCACGAUUAUCACCCACCCCGUGGCGGUACUGAUCAAGACAGCAGUAUUCUGAGUGGCUUGCACUCGGCGACACCUCCUAUCUCCGUUCCGCGCCAUCAUGACCUUCACCAGCAAGACGAUGAAAAUGUCAGCUAUCCUCACAAACCAGAGGACGUGCAGGCCUCCCCGCUGGACAGCUUCUUGCAGGAACGCCGCCCGUCCAUCAGCUUUGACCCCAUCGUGGCCCUGGACUCGGGUCGACGCCUGCCACUCGAAGAGCCUCUGGCCGGCCGGCCUCAGAAGUUUCAGUCGCGAAGCUCGAGCUUGAGGAACACCCUACGGCAAGACGACGGGCCCGACGACAACGACCGUCAGUCCGAUCUCAGCUUCAGUCCUGAAAGGCAGCGGCGCCAUCGGCCCAUCCCUACCGGCUCUUCGCGCGGUAGCUUUCCGGAAGAAGAGGAAAGCGCCGUGGCUUCAGAGAUCGAGCAUCCAACCUCUCUCACAUCGAGAUCGACUGCUUCCCCAGUGACGGAAGAGAUUCGAACUCCAUCGGAGGGUUCGAGGAUACUCUCCUCGCCCAUCUGCAUGGCAUCACCUGUCCAGGCCUUUGCCUCGCUUGACGAUCGCAGCUCAUGGUCGGGCAGUGUUGUGACUCCAUUUGGAAGCAAGGCGCGAGGGCUCCGUCUUUCGACCCGUCAACGGUCGCGUAGAUCCACCGCCUCCAGCGGCAAGUCUCCUGCCAGCAUGUUUCUCUCCAUGUGGAGCGCCGGUGGUGAGGAGCCCGCACCGCAACCUGAUGAUGAAGGCCAGAUGGUUGGCACGGACUAUGUCCUUGGUAAACAAAUUGGCUUUGGAGGGUUCAGUACAGUCAAGGAAGCGUAUAAGGUCGAAGAGAACGGCAAGACCAAACAUCUUGCUGUCAAGAUCGUCAAAAAACAGGUGUCGGGCAAGAGUGAAAAGGAAAAUGAUGAGGUGCAAGCAGAGUUCGACCACGAAGUGCGGGUCUGGCGCUACCUCAGCCACCCCAACGUUUUGACCUUGGAUGCUGUGUACGAGACCGACUUUGCUACGUUUUGUUUUACCAAGCUCGCGAUUGGUGGUACUCUUUUUGAUCUCGUGCGCCAGAAUCGAGGCGGACUGGAUCUCAAACUUGCGAAAAAGUACUCAUAUCAGCUUGCUUGCGCACUGCGAUAUCUGCACGAAGACGCUCGGGUCGUUCAUAGGGAUAUCAAACUAGAGAACUGCUUGCUGGACCCCACCGUCUCUCCUGAUGGAACCGAGAUCUCCACACUGGUUCUCUGUGACUUUGGCAUGGCCGAGUGGAUGAGCACAGACAACGACGGUGCGUCUCCUGAUCCGUACGACAAUGUGGCGGAUCGUCCACCUCCAAAGAAUAUCGGACCAGCCGGGUCCAGCACCAGCGUCGCGGGAAGUCUUGAGUAUGCUUCGCCAGAGCUGCUUCUCUCCACCAAUGGCGUCAUCCACCCUUCGGUCGAUCUGUGGGCGUUCGGGGUCAUCGUGUACGCUGUUAUUGUUGGCUCCCGCCCGUUCCAGGACCCAUUCGCACCGCGGAUCCAGAACAAUAUUCUUAACGGAAACUGGAACCACCACGCCGUCCUGGGCGACGAUGAGAUGGAUGCUGAGACUCGGCAGGAGCGGGAGGAUGCGCUCGAGGUGAUCACCGGAUGUUUGCAAAUGAACCCCAACAAACGGUGGACCAUCCGGGAUGUACUUUGCUCGCGGUGGAUGCGGGAGUUCUCUCACAACGCUGACGGCAGCCCGACCGAGUCAAUCUGGAAACUCUGAGUGCGGGGCCGCAGCAAGCCUGUUCAACAUAAUGGGUGUUAUACUUAUGACUGUUAGAUGACCACGACUAGCGCUUUGUUUCAUAUGUGCUAGUUCUACAUCCUUG